This is a messenger RNA of Musa acuminata subsp. malaccensis (wild Malaysian banana), 1561 nucleotides long. The record is from RefSeq and is a predicted model, not a curated record. Lineage: Eukaryota; Viridiplantae; Streptophyta; Magnoliopsida; Zingiberales; Musaceae.
AGCAGCUUCUGCUUCUACUGAUCCAUCCAUCAUGGAGAAGGACGGCGGCGGUGUCGCGGCUGGGGAGUGGAGGUUUCAGCCCAACGAAUCGCUGAUGGCCGCCUCCUCCCUGUCCGUCCGAGGGGUCCUCACCGAGAUCGUGGCCAACAUAGAUAACGAGUCGGAGGACACCCGGCCCAGGAUCCCCCUCGGCCACGGCGACCCCUCGGUGUUCCCCUGCUUCCGGACCGCUCCCGAGGCCGUCGACGCCGUCGUCUCCGCCCUCCGGUCGGGUCAGUACAACUGCUACCCUCCCUGCGUCGGCCUCGCCCCCGCAAGAAGAGCAAUUGCAGACUACCUUUCUGGUGAUCUCCCUUACGAGCUAUCCCCUGAUGAUGUUUACCUCACAAAUGGUUGUGCUCAAGCGAUAGAAAUAGUAGUCUCUGUCCUUGCUCGCCCUGGUGCAAACAUUUUACUGCCCAGGCCAGGAUAUCAGUUUUAUGCUGCGCGAGCUGCCUAUAAUGGAAUUGAGGUCAGAUACUUCAAUCUUCUCCCAGAGAGUAAAUGGGAGGUUGACCUCGAUGGCCUGGAAGCCCUUGCAGAUGAGAACACUGUUGCUAUGGUCAUUGUCAACCCUGGAAAUCCCUGUGGAAACACCUUUACCUAUCAACAUUUGGCCAAGGUAGCCAACACUGCAAAGAAGCUUGGCAUUAUGAUCAUUGCAGAUGAAGUAUACGAGCACUUGACCUUUGGGAGUAACCCCUUUGUACCGAUGGGAAUGUUUGGUGAAGUUGUCCCAGUUCUUACUUUAGGCUCUAUAUCAAAGAGAUGGGUAGUCCCUGGUUGGCGUUUGGGCUGGAUCGUUACAAAUGAUCCUAAUGGAGUACUUAGCCAGACAAAGAUUGUGGAAUGCCUUAAGAAUUAUCUCGACAUCUCAUGCGAUCCUGCAACUUUUGUUCAGGGUGCAAUUCCCCAGAUAAUAAAAAACACUAAUGAUGAUUUCCUUAGACACACCAUCAGUGUCUUGAGGCAAACAGCAGAUAUUUGUUAUGAUAAACUGAAGGAAAUUGACUGCAUCAGUUGCCCGAGUAAACCUGAAGGCACCAUGUUCGUGAUGGUGAAACUGGAUUUAUCUCGUUUGGAGGGCAUACAUGAUGAUAUGGACUUCUGCUCCAAGCUGGCCAAGGAGGAACUAGUAAUUGUUCUUCCAGGGUGUGCUGUGGGAUUCAAGAACUGGCUUCGCAUCACAUUUGCCGUGGACCCGUCCUCUCUAGAAGAUGGCCUUGAGAGGCUCAAGUCUUUCUGCCUGAAGCACUCCAAGAGAAGCUCAAGUCCUGCUAUUAUUAGAUCCUGAACGAAGAGAAGCCCUGCCUCGACUGUAGGCAUUUUGUGUUACUACCGUAACUGUGCUUGCAAUUGGCCUUGCGAGGCUCAACUAUUGAUGCAGUCGUUUGAUGGAAUCCAUCAGUGCUCGAGUUGGUAGGAUUGUCCAAAGGAUAGGAACAGCUGCAACACAACCAGUCAGUAUGUUGGGUUCUUUAUGACACUUGAAAUCAUAAAUAUAUAUUUAUUGUUGUAAUAA